Coregonus sp. 'balchen' is the source of this 3451-nucleotide messenger RNA. NCBI's taxonomy places the organism in Eukaryota, Metazoa, Chordata, Actinopteri, Salmoniformes, Salmonidae. The record is from the annotation of a GenBank genome assembly.
GCAACACUGCACGGAAGUACGUGGGAAACGUCUGCUUGUCUUCUGCGGUUACAAGAAGUGUCUUGAGAUGAGACCAACGGUGGUUUUAACGUGUUCAAUCCUCCUUUACUUUUUGGAGAUUUUCCGAGGUGUCCAUGGAAAGCAAGAAUGGCCGAUUCCUUACAGGUAUUUAGGGCAAAUGUUCACUUCUAAGACAGCUGCUGCUAUCCAUGUUUAGCUAUCUUCGACAACAUGUCAUGUGAUACGUGUCUAGUUAAGGCAGUACACCAAUAAUCUUUGGUGUAGACCUAGAUUUUCUAACCACUAACUAGCUACCAAUCCAACCUUCUAUCACAAACUGUAGUUGACAUUGACAAAUUGAUUGAUUGACACUGACAGGCGAUUUGAUCGUCGUCCCGCUGCGGACUCGUACUGUGAAGCGAUGUUCCCCUUCUGCCCCACCGGCGACCGGGAUGGCCGGACGCCCCACAUGAAUAACUGGGAUGUCAUCUCGGUAUUUCGACUGCAAGCUCCAGUGUGGGAGUUUAAAUAUGGAUCCCUGCUGGGGAAAAUGGUAAGUAGGAUGUUUAAUUUUUUGGGGAAGUUGCACAGCUGUCAUACUCUUUUCUCUCUCUGUGUGUGUGUGUGUGUGUGUGUGUGUGUGUGUGUGUGUGUGUGUGUGUGUGUGUGUGUGUGUGUGUCACUCUCACUCCAGAUAGACACACCAACACACACCAGGAUUUCAGUUAGCUGGUAAUAGCUUUAGAAUUGUUUUUUGAAAAGCCAAUAAAUAACAUUAAAAUUGGCACCAGCCGAUGGUCAGCGCAGAGUAGGCUACCCUGUCGUAUUAAAAAAGAUUCUGCAAAUGUCUCCAGUCAUAUAAAGUGUGGUAGAAUUGCAUAUAAUGUGUUUUUCCCAUGCUAAGCCACCCAGGCCUCUACGCUAUAUGCGCUCAGCGAUGCAUUGAAUGGAAUUUUUUGCCAACAGUUAUUAGCCAAAUUAUGACUAUCCAAUCUACUCAUCACAUUACGAAUAGUAGGCUAUCUUACAUAACUCUGCAGAUGCAAUGAUGCAUGGAAUGCUUUAUUAUAAAGGUGCAUUUUUAUGUUGAACAUUUUCUUCCCCAAACUUGAAACUCACAGGCCGCCUAUGCAUAGGCUAGUGAUUAGGCUUUUCAUUACUCAUAUUGUUGGCACAGGAAAAGUACAUCUGGACAGUUAUUCUAUCUUCAAAGUGCAUAGUAAGGACACACGUCAUUGCAUCCUCGACUUGCAUGUUCUGUUAAGAUUAAUUACCAUAAUCUAAAUGUGAUUUCUGUCAUUCUGACCACUGUGGGUGGAUGCCCUAAUCAGGUUACACAACCAAUGCAUAUGGGUCCAGUAAAUUUCUCAAAUGUUACACACAUUCCAGGUGCAUUACAAAUCUCUGCGUAACUCAUUUUGAUUCUCUCACUCCUAGCAUAUCAUGCAUGAUGCCAUUGGGUUCAGCAGUGCUGAGAGGGGGAGAAACUACACCAUGGAGUGGUAUGAACUCUUCCAGCUGGGCAACUGCACCUUCCCUCACCUGAGACGUGAGACUACCGCCCCCUUUUGGUGCAACCAGGGAGCUGCAUGCUUCUUUGAGGGGAUUGAUGACAUCCACUGGUCUGAGAAUGGCACCUUGGAGAAAGUGGGAGAGAUCUCAGGUAACACGACUGAGCAGGCCAUGGGCAAUGUGAAAUCAGGUAGUAUUGUCUUUGAGAUCUUUUGGCAGCCUGGUUGAUCCAUUAGGAUCGACAGGUAGCCUAGUGGUUAAGAGCGUUGGGCCUGUAACCGAAAGGUUGCUGGCUCGAAUCACCGAGUCGACUAGGUGAAAGAUCUGUCUGUGCCCUGAUUAACCCUAAUUGCUACUGUAAAUUGCUGUAUACGAGUGUCUGCUAAAUGUAAAAAUUAGGAUGUGGAGAUGAUGCACUUUACUUUGUUUGUAAUAACUAGGCAUAUCACUACUAUGCUCUGCUGAAGAAGACCAGACUGAUAAUAAAGUCAACAAAUAACUUAUCAAUGGGGUUGGAAUGUUAGGUGUAACCAUCACCAUAUUGAUUCCUUUAGAUCUGCAAUCACUCAAGGGGUAGGGCUUGUGGUUGCAUUCAGACUGGGCCAAUCUCUCUUUAGAAAAGGUUGUAAUGAUAAACACAGGUUUGAUACCUGUUGCCCAUUGUGAACACAUGGAUUAUUGGUGAAUGCAGCAUGAAUGACAUUGUGCAUGUUAUAGUUUUGCAAACCCAAACUCCCCUCUGCUAUGAUAAAUAACGAUUACUGUCUCUCCUAGGUGGCCAGUUCAACGAGAUGGCCUUGUGGGUCCAGGACGACAACCAGACUGGGAUUUAUUACGAGACGUGGACGGUCCGCUCGGACCCCGGCCCCAACGCCACCGUGUGGUUCGACUCAUACGACUGCUCCCAGUUCGUCCAUCGCACCUACAGGUAUCUUACUCAACAGGGAGCCAAGCUGUCCAGCCGAUCCCAGACCAACUACACUAAGCUCUACCUGUACAGUGGGGAGCCGACCUACUUGGGGGACGAUGAUUCUAUCUUCAGGGAUCCUUCUGCGAAGUCCCUGGCUGAAGACAUCCGCAAGUUCUAUCACCCUUUCCGACCACACCAGUCGUACAUGGACUUUGUCCUCAGUCUCGCGGAGGCUUAUCAGAAGGUGGUAGAGGAGAAGAGCUUCUACUUGUACUAUAACUUUGAAUAUUGGUAUUUGCCAAUGAAAUCUCCCUAUGUGCAGAUCACGUAUGAGGAAGUGCCUUUGCCGUAAAGCCACAAUUUGUAAUUGGUUUUUCAGGCAAACGGCAGCCAAGCCACUUUUUCUUUGCUAUAAAGCUGAGGGAUGGGGCUGGAAAAAUGUUACCGCUCAAAGUCAGAUGGAGCUAUGGAUCGAAGGACUAUCGUUAAUUGAAAUUGCCAUUAAUUGAACCGCAAUAACUAUUGCAGAUUGCAUCUUUUUAGGUAGAGUUAACGAUGCACGAAGUAAACAGCAAUAUCUGGCAGACUUCCGCAACAACUAAGAAUGUAAAUGUAUUGGUCCUGCAGCUAUCACGUUGGAGCAGUGUGAAAUGCACAUGCGCAGAUAUCUUUUGUGAUUGCAUGUUCUUGCAUUACGUCAUCUGCAAUUCAUUCUGCUGCUCGUGGCAAUGUCAUAUUGCUGAGCCUCUGUUGAACUUUCCAUUUGACUGGAAUGUAGUGCGAUUUUUAUCAGUAUGAGUGUUUUAUUUUUUUUAAUGUACGCAGAGUUUAUGAAUUCUGGGAUUGAAAAUGCAUUGAGAAAGGCCAUUAAAAGGAAUGUUAAAGCGAGAUUCUCAUCAGGACUGUGCAUACCAACACUAUUUCCUGUCAGCUACGCACAACUCUUAGGCCUUAACCCACAAAUAGCAGUUGCAUAGCAGUUAUUGUUUUUGUUUAGGCGAUGUUUGUGUAACUGCGUUGGAGCUGUCA